Symbiodinium pilosum is the source of this 3118-nucleotide messenger RNA. The record is from the annotation of a GenBank genome assembly. NCBI's taxonomy places the organism in Eukaryota, Dinophyceae, Suessiales, Symbiodiniaceae.
GCCUUGCGUGUCGCAUGCAGUUCAUGCUACAAAAUCCUUGCCGGCUGGUUUCUAUUCAAAGUUGGCUCAGGCUGAGGGCCCACAUCUUCCAGGGCCGAGCAGGCCAAAGGCGCUCCAGGCUCUGCCAUCAGAGCCUGGCACGGUGCGCAUGCGACCGCCAGACCUUCUGCAGCACCUUGACCAAUCGGCUAGGGCAGCUCAUGCAAGUUCACAGACACCUGCCCACACAGGGCCGCAACCAAAUGCCACGUCAAGUGUCCAACUUAAAGGGCAGCACAGCUCCAGCCAUCACCUUUCCCACGUGGCGGAAGCAAAGGCAGGGCAGCCUUUACGCUUGCAGAGGUGUGGCUCACAAAGCAGUUCACCUCCACAGACUCCAUGCCAGCCGAGCCUGCAUAGCCCACAUUCACAGGCUCACCAGGCUGCAAAGCACAGCCAACCACCAGCACAGCCACAACUUCCAGUGGAGGCGCGCGGCCUCCAUGGUGAACAUGCUCCGGCAGAGCAGGAGUCUCCGCAGGGUUCACCAAAGGCUUCACCAAAGGCAUCUCAGCCACGAUUGCCUCCACACCCUGAGCUAACCGAGCGAGACCACGAUCUCUUGCAGCAGCUGCACGACCGCCAUGCCAAAGCCCAGUCAAAGGCUAGUCGAUCCAAGUCUCCGCACAGAGGCGAUCGUGGGAGCUUGUCACCAAAGGCGCACGGGCUUCCUUCGUCUCCCUCGGAAGCAGAACUCCAUGAUCCUACAGCUGCCGCCGUGGCUGCAGCGGUGGAGGAUCAUGGGGGGCCAAGAUCAGAGUGGCCAGAGUUGGAGCCGGAUGCUUUGCAGAACGAGGUUGCUGCCCGCGAGGUGGAGCUGCGGGUGCUGCGUCAAGAGCUCGAGGCUCGAAGCCAGGAGGUUCUACGAUUGGAGAACAAGAUCCGCGAUACUGAGGACCAGCUGAGGGAAGCUACAGGCCAUGUGGGCACACUCUCGGCCAAGGUGGAGUCGGCUGCUGGCAGCAAGCAGGCCGUUUUGCAGGCUUCUGCCAAGCACAUCGACUCACAGGUAGCCAUGCUGAAGAAGCGUUUAGCCUCAGCAGAGUGGGAGCUCGCAGAGAAGGAUGACGAACUGUCGGGCCUGCAAGAGGCCAUACACCAUGGAACCCAGCAGGUUGCGGCAAAGGCGACAGAACUGCAGGCCAUGCAACAUCAGCAGAAGCUCCAAGGCAGCAAGGUGGCCAAGUUGCAGAAGGACAGCAGCCUGCUGCAUCGUCACAUGGCCAUCGACCACUGGCGCCACAACGUAGAGGCGCUUGUUGAGCAGGAGCAGCAGGAUGCUGUAAUGAUCCGCGAGCGCCGCGAGCAUCAAAGGCAGAUCGAUGUCUUCCGAGAAGAGAUCUUGACUCUCCAGAGCUACCUGAGCCGCAUGGACGAGAAAUCCAAGUACCACGCUGAGGAGAUUGAGCGACGAAAAGAGCUCCUGAAAGCACUGGUGAUGGAGGAGAGGCUUUGCGUCGCUGCAGCCCGGCUGGGACACGAGACGGCGGAUGAGCUGAAGCGCGGCCAGAUGGAAGAGCAGCGCAUCCUGGAGGCCAGGCUCCAGGAGGAGAUGGGGCGCAGGUCCUCGCUGUCAGCGCAGGCAAAGACUUACGAGGAGGUGGAGGCCAAUGCACGACAGUGGCAAGAGCAACUGGCCGCACUCACUGCCUGUGUGAGGGAUGCGGCCAAAGCCAUGCGAGACCAUGGGCCACAUGUCGCCAAGACGGCUGUGGAUGAUGCAGUUGAGAGCUUCAUUCAGAAAAUGAGGCACCAAGGUGAGCUGGUUCCACCCAUCGUCCGUGUGAGUUCCUCCGCCCACCAUGUGGCUGAACACACGGUCUCCCUUGAGCUGACGCAUGCGGCUCUGGUGCACGGCUUGCCGCCAGCAUGGAUGCGGACCGACCGGCUGCAGCACACCCAACACACUCAGCACAUGCAGCACAUCCAGCACAUCCAGUGCAUCCAACACAUUCAGCUCACACAGCGCGUGCAGCUCAUUCAGAUCACCCAUGCCAUGCAGCACAUGUGCCACGAGCGCAGCCAGCGAGCUCACACCAAGCGGCAACUGCUCACCAGGCACACCAGGCGCAUUCAACCCCGACAAGCUACCCGCAGCAAGCGCCAGGCUCGGCGCUCGCAGCUCAUCACGUGCACGCAGCUCAUUUCCAUGAUGCGCAACCUCAGCUGCUACAUCCUGCUGGCUCCGGGUGCAGCCGACGGCCUGGCUGACCAGAUCAGGUCCAUCAUCCAGGCCGAGCUGGCGGAUCGAGUGGCUGAGCUGGAUCGUCGAGAGCGCUGUUUGGUGGAACGUGAAGAGAGCCUGAAGCAGCGCGAGCAGGCGUUCGCAGCAGCUGAGACGCCAACGCCGGCCAGGGCUCUAUUUCAGGUACAUCCAGAAGCAGAAAGUGGGGACUUGAACAGUGUCUCCUCGAAGGCUCCCAAGCCAGCUGGCUACGCGCGACCAGUCAGAGGCGCAGGCACGAUUCCCCGCGCGCAAGCGAAGCUCUUUCAAGCAGCCCAGCCGGAAGAUUGUGGAGACGCCUCGGAGGAGCCCAAGGAGCGCUUGCAGCAGAAGGCUCCCGCCGUAUCCGCGCUUUUUCAGGCAGUGGAAGCGGUGGAGGCUGUAGAAGAUGUGGCGCCGAUCAGCAAAGUCCACCCAGUCUCUUCGUCGUCCACGGUGGCCCCUUCAGGCAGAAUGCCUGAGCCGCCCAGCCUCUUCGCUGAGACCCCAGCGCCACAGAGCGAGAUCUUGACCACUUCUGCUGGAACAGCUUCCGAGCUCAAGGACCGAUUUGAGCAGAAGGCUGGGCCGUCGUCCAAGACUGCCGAGCAGAGACGAGCGUCAUCUCAAGAAAGAGGCAUGCGGCAGCAUCGGCAUUCUGCGCCAGCUUUCCAGGCGCCGGCUGAAGCUGCCGCGAGGUCAUCUGCAGAGUUCUCCGAGGUUUCAGCAGGCACUGCGAAUGAACUCAAGGACAUCUUCGAGCAGAGGGCUCAGCAGGCUCGCCGAGAUUCAGAUACUCCAGAGCAGAAGGGCUCAUGGAAGCCUGUCCUGCUCUCAGAUGUUCACGUUUGGACUGGAUUCUUAAGGAGUGUCUGA